Messenger RNA from Penicillium manginii, 1008 nucleotides. Its product is annotated as thermonuclease family protein. The coding region runs from base 1 to 1008 and encodes 335 amino acids. Gene Ontology annotation, cellular component: cytoplasm; mitochondrion. Lineage: Eukaryota; Fungi; Ascomycota; Eurotiomycetes; Eurotiales; Aspergillaceae. The transcript is spliced from 2 exons. The record is from RefSeq and is a predicted model, not a curated record.
AUGACUGUCGUACUAACGUUUCUCGGCAACGGUUGUCCCGCGGAAGUUGAAGCGCUCCCGCCACGGCGAUCACCGACCUUCCCCAACAACCCUCGGCUCCCCAGCUCACCCCUCUAUAGUCCUGCCACUGCGAGGGUAUGGGCCGAUAUGCGAUGGCCACCAUGGAGCUCCGAGUCAAACAAUGACGACCAAAACAAGGAGUCUGACUCCAUAUUUCCGCGCUCCGCACCCAUAACAAACAACCUCAGCUCGUACCUCGACUGGGAGGCCUUUGUCGAACCCAGAACUCUUAUCCCGACAGUCGUAUUGACAAGCGGCAUUCUAUUCGGCGUACGAUUUCAUCGUCGGUACCUACGCCGUAUCCCCGACGCGCCCAGCAUUUCGCCCUCUUUCCUGCGCCAUCGCUCUAUCUUCGGGAAAGUCACCAGUGUCGGCGAUGGAGACAACUUCAGGAUCUUCCAUACACCCGGCGGAAGAAUUGCGGGAUGGGGCUGGUUACCGUGGAAGAAAGUCCCGACGAACAAGAAGGAUUUGAAAGAUAAUACCAUCCACAUCCGUCUUGCCGGCGUCGAUGCACCCGAACUCGCUCACUUCGGUCGUCCAGAGCAACCAUUCGCGCGCGAAGCCCACGCCUGGCUCACGGAGUAUCUUUCAACCCGUUGCGUACGCGCCUCUGUUUACAAGCAAGACCAGUACAGCCGUGUCGUGGCAAGCGUGUUUGUGAGGAGGGCGUUUGACUUCCCACCAUUUCGGCGGAGAGAUGUCUCGUACGAGAUGUUGAGACGUGGCCUGGCGACUGUUUACGAGGCCAAGGUCGGUGCGGAGUUCGGAGGUGAUGCGAUGGAGCAGAAGUAUCGCCGUGCGGAGUCGCGGGCUAAACGCCGUUCCAAGGGGCUGUGGAAGGAUAUUGGAUCUGACUGGGAGAGUCCGCGGGAGUAUAAGACUCGUAUGGGCAAAAGCGACCCGGUUGAGAAUGGUGGGAAGUCGAAAUCCAAGUCUUCAAAGUGA